Messenger RNA from Didymella exigua CBS 183.55, 1248 nucleotides. RefSeq lists its product as uncharacterized. Lineage: Eukaryota; Fungi; Ascomycota; Dothideomycetes; Pleosporales; Didymellaceae. The transcript is spliced from 7 exons. The record is from RefSeq and is a predicted model, not a curated record. The coding region runs from base 1 to 1248 and encodes 415 amino acids.
AUGUGUAAUAAAGCGACGAAGCUUGGCAAGAAACGCGAAGUUGGAGGCGAGUGCGAGACCAGAAGCGUCAGGGUGAAGCAGAGGAAGGUGCAGUCGAUGUUUAAGGGCAGCUAUGCCAGAUCACGCGGUUCAGCAAACGAAAACAAUCGCAAAGUAGGUACUCCUGGGGUUUCCGGAAACCGAAUUCCCCUUUCCGCACCAUUUGAGCGCAUGAAAUUGCUAGAUGUCAGCCAAGUCAUCUUUCAUCAAUAUACCUCCCUUCGUUUACGGUUCAAUAGCAAUGAUCGUGCAAUUGGUCACAUCAUUCAAAUCACCUGCAAGCUACCAACCAGGCAUCAUGGAGAGAAAGUAAUGGCGUCCGACCAAGACUAUGUCGUUGACACGAAAGCGGCGCAACUCAAAGCGGAAGAGAAGACUCUGGUUGCCAACCUUUACGCAGCCGCUCUUCACGAGGACAGCAGCUCUGACGAAGUGGACGACGACGAACCUGAAGACAAUGCAGUUCACAACACCCGACGAGUAACGCACCACGAGCCUCCGCAACGAUCAAUGAGUACAAACUACAGAGGCAAUGGAGUCCAAGAGACGCUCUGCCGGCACCCGGACUAUCCCAGCCUAGUACAGGCAGCAGUCAGGCUUCCCCACCCAUCUGACAGAGGUUGGCACGAGCAAUUCGACGAGCUUCCAGAAUCGAACGCUGGUACGACCACUCCUAAUCGUAUUGAUUCCCAAAAGCGCCAGGAGCUUCCUUGGGUGCUGGUCACGGGUAAACCGUAUGGGUUUGAGCGCGGUGAGGGCCAGUGGGAGAAGACGCUUGAGCUGGACUUCUUCUUCCGACUCCUGGACCCGGUCACCAACACAUAUCAGGAGGCUCUUCACUGCUUUAAGUUUCUUAAGGAAAUCCACUCGAACGAUCAACCAGUGGAGGUGGGUCAGGAUGCCGAGUACGUGAAGCUCAGAAGCUGGGGUCGAUGGACAAUUGUCGAGAUCUGCGCGUUGUACACGGCGAUUAACAAGUUCCGCCGUAUCAACGGCGUGAAACAGUCUGUUAUCUGUUGUGCUGAACUAUUUAAUUCUGCGCUGCGAGCAGUAUUGGACGAACUCAAUGCUGCAGGCAACAAGGAGAGGCGAACGGACGUCAUUCGCUCAAUGAUCCGUAACGCCAGCUCCACGAGGUACAGGCCACUUUUCAACCUGGCUGCUGAAUGCGCAGCUAUGCGCGCCAGAAGAGAGCUGCCGAUUAGAUGA